Messenger RNA from Abrus precatorius (Indian licorice), 1032 nucleotides. Its product is annotated as senescence-specific cysteine protease SAG39-like. NCBI's taxonomy places the organism in Eukaryota, Viridiplantae, Streptophyta, Magnoliopsida, Fabales, Fabaceae. The transcript has 2 exons. The record is from RefSeq and is a predicted model, not a curated record. Gene Ontology annotation, molecular function: cysteine-type endopeptidase activity. The coding region runs from base 1 to 1032 and encodes 343 amino acids. Gene Ontology annotation, cellular component: lysosome.
AUGGUUACCAAAAAUCAUCUCCGUCACAUUUCAUUGGCUCUGUUUCUUUGCUUGGGAUUCUACGUUUUCCAAGUCACAUCUCGUACUCUUCAAGAUGCUUCCAUGUAUGAGAGGCAUGAACAAUGGAUAGCUCAAUAUGGCAAAGUCUAUAAGAACCCCCAAGAAAGAGAAAAGCGCUUCAAGAUAUUUAAGGAAAAUGUAAAUUACAUUGAGGCUUUCAACAAUGCUGCCAAUAAACCUUACAAGCUAGGCAUUAAUGAAUUUGCAGACCUCACCAAUCAGGAGUUCAUAGCACCAAGAAAUAGAUUUAAGGGGCAUAUGUGCUCCUCAAUCACAAGGACAGCCACUUUUAAGUAUGAAAAUGUGAGUGCUGUACCAUCCGCAAUAGAUUGGAGAAAAAAAGGAGCAGUGACACCCAUCAAGAACCAAGGCCAAUGUGGAUGUUGCUGGGCUUUUUCAGCUGUUGCUGCCACUGAAGGAAUCCAUAAGCUAAGUACUGGAAAUCUGAUCUCUUUAUCAGAACAAGAACUUGUUGAUUGUGACACAAAUGGUGUAGACCAAGGUUGUGAGGGUGGUCUUAUGGAUGAUGGUUUCAAAUUCAUCAUUCAAAAUCAUGGACUCAACACUGAAGCCAAGUACCCCUAUCAGGGUGUUGAUGGAACAUGCAAUGCAAAUGAAGCAGUCAACCAUGCUGCUACAAUUACUGGGUACGAGGAUGUCCCAGCUAACAAUGAGAAGGCACUGCAAAAAGCUGUGGCUAAUCAAGCAGUGUCUGUAGCCAUUGAUGCCAGUGGUUCUGACUUCCAAUUUUACAAAAGUGGUGUUUUCACCGGUUCAUGUGGAACUGAUUUGGAUCAUGGUGUCACUGCAGUGGGUUAUGGUGUUAGUGAUGAUGGAACUGAGUAUUGGUUAGUUAAGAACUCUUGGGGAACUACGUGGGGUGAAGAAGGGUACAUUAGGAUGCAAAGGGAUGUGGAUGCUGCGGAAGGACUGUGUGGCAUUGCAAUGCAAGCAUCUUACCCUACUGCUUAG